AUGAAGCUUCUCGACAUGCGCUUGCCCGCCCUCGUGGCGCUGGCCACGCUCGCGUCGGUGGCCUUGAGCGAACACACGAGCAACUGGGCCGUGCUGGUGUGCACGUCGCGGUUCUGGUUCAACUACCGCCACCUCGCCAACGUGCUGUCCAUGUACCGGACCGUGAAGAGACUGGGCAUCCCAGACUCGCAGAUCAUACUGAUGCUACCGGACGACAUGGCGUGCAACCCGCGCAACGCGUUCCCCGGAACGGUGUACAGCAAUUCGGAUCGUGCAGUGGACCUGUACGGCGACAACAUCGAAGUCGACUAUCGCGGGUACGAGGUGACGGUGGAGAACUUCAUCCGGCUGCUGACGGACCGCGUGGGCGCCGAGAUGCCGCGCAGCAAGCGGCUGUUGACGGACGACCGGAGCAAUAUCCUGGUGUACAUGACGGGCCACGGGGGCAACGAGUUCCUCAAGUUCCAGGACGCCGAGGAGAUUGGCGCGUACGAUCUCGCCGACGCGUUUGAGCAGAUGUGGGAGAAGAAGAGAUACCACGAGAUUCUCUUCAUGAUCGACACCUGCCAGGCAAACACCAUGUACAGCAGGCUGUACUCACCAAACAUCAUUGCGACCGGCUCCUCCGAGCUGGACCAGUCCUCGUACUCGCACCACGCCGACAACGACGUCGGUGUCGCCGUCAUCGACCGCUAUACCUACUACAACCUCGAAUUCCUGGAGAGCCAAGUCCAGGACCUGAACAGCCCCAAGACGGUCGGCGACCUGUUCGACAGCUACGACUACGAAAAGAUUCACUCCAACGCGGGUGUGCGAUACGAUCUGUUCCCCGGCGGGGCGGACGCGGCCCGCAGUAGGCUCAUCACCGACUUCUUUGGCAAUAUCCAGAACGUCGAGGUGGACCGCGCCAAGGACUCGGCGCUGGAGGAGCAGCUUCUGGAGCUAAGCAAGACGAUAUCCUUGUUGAGAGAGCGGGAGGCUGAGGAGGUUGGGCCGCAGAAGAACGUGACUUCUGUGCCCGCGAGCGUACCGACGGAACCCGUCAAACGGGUCCAGGGCGCGACGGCACUGACGGACGAUAACUGGUGGACCAAGAAGGUUCUUCGUCCGCUGGAGAGUCUGUAUUUCAGAUUCCGGCCCCUCACGCCACACGCCCUGUCGUGGUCUUGUGACGCGGAGCUGGCCGUCGCCCUCGACGACUCUAUCCACGUCUUCCUCCCAGACUUCCCCACGAGUGUCGGCCGCGACGAUGCCGGCACCGGAAAGGGCAGCGAUGUGGCCCACCCGCAGUUCUCCAUGGCACUGCACGCCGCGGGCCUCAUUCAGCCCGACCCGUCCAUCAACUCCAAGCUCUGCGCCUCGGCGGGCGUCAAGACCCUGGGCGCGCGCGUCAGCGAGGACUUCAAGCUCCAUGGCGUGGGAGGCGGGCCGGUGACGGGCGCGGGCGCGGCGGUGGGCCAAGUCGUGCGCGUGGAAUGGUCGCCUGGUGGGCUGGGCCAUAGUCUGCGCCCGGUCCUCGCGGCCCUGACGACGAGCGGCAGCGUGGUGGUGCUGGGGGAGCACAUCGACACGAGCUCGACCAUCAACGCCAGCGCCACGGCGCGCACGUUUCGCAACUGGAAGAUUCUGUGGGGGAUCGGCGCCAGGAUGCCCGUCCCUGAUGCUCGCGGCGGCGGCGGCGGCAGGGACGGCGUCCGAGACAUGAAGGAGAGGAUCGUGUCGUUUUCGUGGGCGAAGGAGGUGGCGUCGGGGCGGGCGCUGCUGGCCUAUGUCAACCACCACAGAGAAGUCGUCAUUAUGAGCGUGCAGCUCUGUCCCGGUACGCAGGGACCUGGUGCCUCCGGUGAAGAGUAUGCGUGGAGGCUCGCGGAGCUGGCUCGAUUUGACGGCAGCGGUCCUCACAGGGGCACGGAGACAAGCGAAGCCGACUUUGUACCCAGCGGGAGCGCAUUUGGCCUGAGAUGGAGCCCGUGGUAUGUGAAGUCAGGUUCUCGGACAGCAACCCUGGCGUACAUUGCGCGAGAUCACGUCGGCUUCCGCAGGGUUACGAUUCAGGGCGACUGGGAGGCUGGACACGACCCGGUGCUUGAGGUCGAGGCAGCGGACACGACGGGGAUAUGCAUGCCGCUCUCUACAGAUGCCCUCGUCGAGUGGGAAGAUGCUAUUUGGCCAGACGGCGAGAAGCGAAUGGCGCGAGGCAUCAUCGCCACGCCAUUCGUGCCGAAGCCGUUCCAGGUGGACCUCUGCGGCAGCGUGAGCCGCAUCGCGCGUCACUCUGUAGAAGAAUGCUCGAGUCUGUACGCCAGCGAAGACGAGGCAUCGACCAACCCCAUCACCGGUCUCGUCGUCCACCGGCCCAACCCGGCCGAGAAGCCGCCCGCACCGCGAUACUCCAUCGUGAGGCUCUCCGCCACCGCCACCAACCAGGACUGGUACCAGACCAACGUGCCCGAGGGCGAGAUGCCGCUGCCGCAGUGGGCGGAGCGGGUCCGGCGGCUCACGCUGCGGACGGGCUCGCGCGUCGCCGUCAUGCAGGGCGACUACUCGGACCCGGAGUCCGACGAGGACGAAGAAGUGGCGGACGGUGAUGAUGACUACGGCGACGACGGAGAGCCGCUCUCCAGGGUGCACCCGCACCGGUUCCGCUUCUGGGGCCUCGCCGCGUCGCCCGGGGACGGCACCACGGCGGCGCUCGUGACGAGGCAUAACACGCUGCAUGCGCACCGCCGGGCGAGGUCUAGCGUCUUCUUCGGCUGGCAUGACGACGCGAGCGGUGACGCUGCUCCGAGUGAAGCACGGGCGGGGACAGGGGCAGUACGUGGUGUGGCACCCGAGGGCCUGACGACGGAGGGCCGCCUCUGGGAGGCCGUGUACGGCGGCAAGGGCGACGUCGAGAGCAUCCUGCCCUCCUCCUCAGACGGCGACGACGGCACGGCAGCCCCGUCCGCGCCGCUGAGCACCGCGCCGCUGCACGACCUCUUCCGGGACGUGGCCCCGCGGCAGAAAUGCGUAUUUUGCGAUACGAAGCUGACCGCGCUGGGCAAGGAGGCCCGGUGCGAAAGCGGGCACACGUUUGCGACAUGCGCCGCCACGGGCCUCGCCAUCAUGGCACCCGGGGUAUCGCGCCAGUGCGCCGUGUGCGGGCUGCGGUGCCUCAAGGUAUCUGAGCUGGCGGCCAUUGCGAGGGAGUAUCUGGGCCCGGAUACGGCCGUGGACUCAACGGGGGACCUGUGUGGUGGCUGUGGCGGCAAGUUUGUGUCUUAG
Molecule: messenger RNA, 3264 nt
Organism: Purpureocillium lilacinum
Lineage: Eukaryota; Fungi; Ascomycota; Sordariomycetes; Hypocreales; Ophiocordycipitaceae
Biological process (GO): proteolysis; attachment of GPI anchor to protein
Cellular component (GO): GPI-anchor transamidase complex
Molecular function (GO): GPI-anchor transamidase activity
Source: RefSeq, a predicted model, not a curated record